CGUGGGUCACGGUAGUUGAUGUAAAAUAGUUGACAAUGGAAGCUGCCAUAUUGCUGAGGUGAAUGCUUGGACUUGACAACCAGUGAGGUGAAUGUGGAUAGCUUGACACUAUCAUAAUUCUGUUGGAAUUUUCUGCAGAAAGAAUGACAUCUUAUGUCAUUUGUAUUACCAAUCUUUAUGUAAAUAUUUCUCUACUGAUGGAUUUAUUUUGGGCAAACAAAGCCAACUGAAGAACAAGAUGGUGAAAGGAUCAACAUAUCUCAUUAGUUUCUUCUUUGUCAUCUAUGUGACACAUCCUAGGAAAGUGAAGGAUAUACUGUGUUCAAAAUAUACAAAAUAAUUUAACUGAAGAUCUUCUCAUCAUUCUGUAUUCCAUCGUAUCUGUUUCUGGUGGUGAAAUGUUUAAGCUUUUUGUUAUUUUUGUGUUUCAGUCGGUAAAAUGUGAACAUUUUUCUCCAGUUUAUACGCACACAAUAUCUGCUUUAUUUGGCCAGAGUAAUUGGCUUUAUAGUAAAUACCAUGUUUUCCCAACAAAUUACCUUCAUAUUUCAAAAAAUAAUGACAGAUUACAGCAAUUGACUGUCACAAAUCAUCCAAGUAAAUUGAUUUUAGAUCCUCGUGGCUUUAAAAACUAUUUUAAAACAAAAAGGAGAAAGAAAUCAGUAGCUGAAUGGAAAAGCAACAGUAACCAAAGUAAGACACAAGGUACUUACAUGAAGUAUGAAGAGCUUUCCUCACAAAGUCAUAAAACUGAUUUGAAUAAUUUGAACAACAUUACUUCUGUGACAAACAAGAAAAAAAAAGGUAUCAACAAAGAAGUACCGAGGAAUUUUUUUGCCAAAGUCCAUGCAGUAAUCACACGUUCCAAGGAAGCAGUUUGGGCUUUCAUAGCAUUGACAUUUUUGUGUGUCCUCCUAGCAGUAGCAGUAGCCUGUUCUCGAAUGUGGAAGGAUUACCAUGGUAUAUCACUUUAUCAACCCAUAUCAUUUGACUUAAAUGAGAAGGUGCCAUUUAAAGAGGCAUUAGGAGCAAAGUUGAAGUUCUUGAGAUGGCUGAAGAGAAGGCAGGAAUGGAGGACUAGAUCAGUAACAGAAGCAAAUUUUAUAGAACUUGAAGAGCUGUUAACAAGAAAUUGUGACAGUGAUGAUGAAAUAUAACAUGCCAAUACUUAUUUUAUUUAGAAACAUAUGGGUGGGUCAGUGGUAAGUUUCUGAAUUUACAAUGCUAAAAUCAGGGGUUCAAUUCCUUGUGGUGGACAAAGCUGAGAUAGUCUAUUGUGUACCUUUGUGCUAAAACACCAACAAAAAUAUCUUUUUAGCAGUAAGUUUUAACAGAAAUGGAGGACUAGAUCAGUAACAGAAGCAAAUUCAUUGGAACUUGAAGAGCUGCUAAAAGUUAAUCAUGAUAGAGAUGAUGAAAUUUGACAAAUCAGUUAUUAUGAUCUCUUUUAACACUAACUUUACAUUUGGUACGAAAAUGUAUUAAAAACAGAUUGUUCAUUGGAACACAUGUCAACUAAGCCAUAUAUUAAACAAAUGAUUCAAAACAACCAUUUGUUAUAGUAUUUGUCAAUUUAGCCAUACACUGCUUUUAAAAAAAUGUUUUAUAGAUAAUUUAUUUGAUAAAUGGAACCUAUUUAUUAGAAAAAUGUUAAAACAAGGAUUAUUGUGGGUUUGGUGAAAGGGAUCCAAUUCCACAACUUGUUAUGUAUGAAUGAACGUGCACUCUGUUAUAAAAUGAAAACAAUAUUUACCACAAGUUGUGUAUAGGGUACAUAUAUGUGAUUGUGUCAAAGUCGCAUGUAUCAUCAGAGCCAGUCUUUGAGAUGUGUAUAUGAGGUCUUAAUUAUUUGUAAGAAACUUGGAAGAUAGAGAAUUCUUAUGGUAGACCUGUGUUGUACAAUACAUGGAUGUUGAAUUAAAAUGUUUAGUUCUUCACAACUGUUGUAAGAGAAGUUUGACUGUUUUAAAAUUUAAGAUUGGCCUUUGCUGAGUCUUCACUUAAUUUGCAUUCAUGCAUUAUUUCAAGCUCCUGUACUUUCAUAGUAGACUGUGUGGUUGUGACAUUGAAACAGGAUUGGACUGUGUAGUUGCGACAAUGAAACUGGUUUGGACUGUGUAGUUGUGACAAUGAAUCUGGUUUGGACUGUGUAGUUGUGACAAUGAAUCUGGUUUGGACUGUGUAGUUAUGACAAUGAACCUAGUUUGGAUUGUGGUUGUGAAAAUGAAUUUAGUUUGAACUGUAUGACCCUGACAGAGAAUCUGACAUGGAAUUGAAAUUAUCAGGCAUGUUUAUAAGUAAAUAUAAAUACAUUUUGUGUGUGUUUAUGUAUCUAUAAAUAUAUAUA
Molecule: messenger RNA, 2347 nt
Organism: Limulus polyphemus (Atlantic horseshoe crab)
Lineage: Eukaryota; Metazoa; Arthropoda; Merostomata; Xiphosura; Limulidae
Exons: 4
Coding region: 399-1157 (252 amino acids)
Source: RefSeq, a predicted model, not a curated record